Molecule: messenger RNA, 2543 nt
Organism: Amborella trichopoda
Lineage: Eukaryota; Viridiplantae; Streptophyta; Magnoliopsida; Amborellales; Amborellaceae
Product: putative histone-arginine methyltransferase CARM1
Biological process (GO): chromatin remodeling; peptidyl-arginine methylation, to asymmetrical-dimethyl arginine
Molecular function (GO): histone H3R2 methyltransferase activity
Source: RefSeq, a predicted model, not a curated record
AAAAACACCAAGCUUCCUCUAAACACCCAACAAAAGCCAUGGUUAUCAGCAUGCUUAACCCUACACAAAUUGAGAGAGCUCAUUUAACGCUAGCUUAUUUCACUUACUGACCGCCACUUAUGAUAUUAAUCCCUACUACACACAUCUUUGUUCUAUUAUUUUGAACCGCUAUUAUUUGAUAGUGACCUAGCCCUGAACUUUCUCUUUCUGUUCAGAAUCUCUUCACUUUUAUCAGGGUUACAGUAUGAUACCCUCCCUCCAAAACUUACUCAAUAAAUUUUGUACCUAGCUAAAACCCCAAUCCCUGCAAACUCCUCAAGUUUUAAAUAAACUCAUUGUUUUAGCCCUAAAAAAGACCUAGUUUUGCUACUAUUGUUAUCUUUUCCCUAUUUUAUUUAGAGUGAAGUUCACCCUUUUUUUAGCUACGUUUUCAGGGACGCAGAGAAGUUUUUCCUAUUUUGUCCAAGUUUCAGAGAAGUAUUGGCCAGUUUACCUGUAGUUUCAGAUGAAACUGAUAAGUUUUGCCUAAUUUAUCUACAGUUUUAGUGAAGGAGAUAAAGCAGAAAAAUAAUGGUCGAUUCUGGUGAGAAACAGGAGUUUGUAGGAAUUACUAUAACUUUGCCUUCUCAUUCAAAUGCUGUGAAGCUGCCGCUAUGGAAUAGUCCGGAAAAUGUUACCGCAGUAUUUGGCUAUGAUGGUGAUGCAGCUCGUCUAGGGUUUAGUAGUGAGCAUGGCAUGGUUAUCCAGUUCGAUUUGGACAAUACCCAGCUUUAUAAGCUGGGUCCUGAUAGAUCCUUAAUGCUGAGCCACGAUUCAAAAUCCAAUAAAAUGGAAAAGAGUCAGAGAGACUAUUCGCAUGCAAUUACUCUUGGAUUUCAAACUGAAGAUGAAAGCAAUGCCUUUCAUUCUGCAUUCAAACUAUGGAAGAGUGGAUCAGGGUCCAAUGGAUCUGGAAAGCGGUUGGAAAAUGGAUCAGUUUUGGCUCCAAUGAGCAAAUUUGAUGACAAAAUAGAGGCAGCUUCUGCUAAAAUGUAUUUCCAUUACUAUGGACAGCUGCUGCAUCAGCAAAACAUGCUACAGGAUUAUGUGAGGACAGGAACAUACUUUGCCGCAGUCAUCGAAAAUCGAAUAGACUUUCUUGGUCGUGUGGUAGUUGAUGUUGGUGCUGGUAGCGGUAUUCUCUCUUUGUUUGCAGCUCAGGCUGGUGCAAAGCAUGUAUAUGCCGUGGAGGCAUCUGACAUGGCAGAAUAUGCCCGUAAACUUAUAGCUGGAAAUCCUUUGUUAGGACAACGGAUAACGGUGAUAAAGGGCAAAAUUGAGGAAGUGGAUUUACCUGAGAAAGCUGAUAUUUUGAUUUCUGAGCCCAUGGGCACUUUAUUGGUAAAUGAGAGAAUGUUGGAAACGUACGUAAUUGCACGCGAUCGAUUUCUUGUUCCUCAUGGGAAAAUGUUUCCCACAAUUGGCAGGAUACACAUGGCACCAUUUAGUGAUGAAUAUCUAUUUGUUGAAAUUGCAAAUAAGGCCCUCUUCUGGCAGCAGCAGAACUACUACGGGGUCGAUCUUACGCCUUUGUAUGGAUCUGCUUUCCAGGGAUACUUUUCGCAGCCUGUCGUUGAUGCAUUUGAUCCAAGAUUAUUGGUCGCACCAGCUAUAAUGCAUACAUUGGACUUUACGAGUAUGAAGGAAGAGGAGCUAUAUGAAAUUGACAUUCCACUGAGUUUCAUUGCGUCUGUUGGCACUCGGGUGCAUGGCCUGUCUUGUUGGUUUGAUGUCCUAUUCAAUGGAAGUGCUGUUCAGCGUUGGCUUACCACUGCUCCUGGUGCUCCAACAACGCAUUGGUAUCAACUGCGAUGUGUUCUUUCCCAGCCUCUUUAUGUCAUGGCUGGACAAGAAAUUACUGGACGGCUCCAUAUGGUUGCUCACAAUGCACAGAGCUACACUUUACAUCUAACCAUGUCAGCCAAAACAUGGGGCCCUGGUGCGGAGCAAGGAGGAAUACUUCAAACAGCAUCUGGCAAGCUUGAUCUUAAAGAACCUUAUUAUAGAAUGUCUCAACCUCAAGCCUAUGCAUGGGCUCAAGAUCAGCAACCACAACAGUUGAUACAACCACAGGAACCCCUUCUUCAAACUCAAGAUGUAGGGGGCCCAGUUUCAUUACAGCAAUUAACACAGAAUUCAAAUGCAUUGCCCCGUAGGUAACAAAAUUGCAAUGCUAACCGUGGAUUUGAUUAGACUCUGUGGUCAGCAUGAGACAUUACUCGUGUGAGCACAGUUCCUCUGUUGUAACAAAAUAUAUUAUUAUCUUGUCAGGCCUGCCAUAGUGCUAACCCACUCUUGUAAUUUCAAGGCUAUCAUUAUUUAUUUCAAACAAUAGACCCUAACGGCAUUGACAAGUUGUGGGAUUCAUAAAUGAUUUUGUGUGAGGAGAGAGGGCUUCUCAUGUCUCAAAUGUGAUUUGUUUUUUGGAUACUUAUAUGGAAAAGGGUCAGUGCUGUUGAAUCUGAUAAUUGAGAAAGCUAUGGCAAUUAGCAGUUAAAUCUUUA